Triplophysa rosa is the source of this 1722-nucleotide messenger RNA. RefSeq lists its product as uncharacterized. Gene Ontology annotation, cellular component: plasma membrane. Bases 88 to 1164 code for a protein of 358 amino acids. Gene Ontology annotation, molecular function: G protein-coupled receptor activity. Gene Ontology annotation, biological process: adenylate cyclase-activating G protein-coupled receptor signaling pathway. The transcript is spliced from 12 exons. Lineage: Eukaryota; Metazoa; Chordata; Actinopteri; Cypriniformes; Nemacheilidae. The record is from RefSeq and is a predicted model, not a curated record.
CGGGCAGUCAGACAGGUGCUGUACCUGCAUGACACACACAACACAGAGCUGGCAUGUAGUUCAAGGAAUAUCCUACAAGUCUUCGAUAUGAACUCCGUCGUCAUGAACUCAAGUGGUGGAUGGACAGACAAAAGGAUUUCGGCUCUGUCUGGGGUCUACGUCUCGUGUUUGAGUUUAAGUUUGCUAGGUAGCUGUUCUGUCAUAGUAGUAUCCAUUUUAAGGAGAUCACAUCUCAGUGUACAGGCAAAGCCUCUUCUUCAGCUGGCCCUGGCAGAUUUUCUAGCUUCAGCUGUUUUGAUGGGCACCAUCGUAAUUAACUUCCUAUCCUACGACACUUUGCCAGUGAAAACCAGUGAAAAGUUGUGCAACUAUGGAUUGCCUUUAUCUUUGACAUUCUACUGCAUUUCAUUUCUGCUCGUCAUCAUUUACGCCUUUGAGUCCGCAUACGUGUUUCAAGGAUGGAGAGAAAGAGCAGAAACGGAAGGAUUUGAAAACCAGUCACUCCGCAGGAGGAGGAUGUUUUGCCUGUUCUAUAUUACCGUGUGGCUUGUUCCAAUAAUUGGCUACAUCGUCUAUGUUAAAACAGUCACAGUUAUGCAAGCGACUCUUACGCCCCCAAACAAGCUCAUUACAUACGUCAGCAGUGCGCCGGACACCGCCAGGUUUUGCGACAGCUGCAUUCUGUUUCUGCAUAUAACAAAUGACACCUGCCCAACUGUGGAUCCAGGUCAUGCAGAGUUCAUUCAAGUUUUCACGCUCACCAGUGUGAUGACUGUCCUCGUAUGCUGCACUGUGGUAUACUGGAAGUUACAGAGCUGGUAUAGGAAUUAUAAGAGCACAACCAUGUUCAGAUUGUCCCAGAAUCAUCCAGGUGGAAUUUGGUCUUCGGCACGAUACAUGAUUCUUGUUAUCAUAUUCUGCUGGGCACCAGGUCUGCUUCUGGUCAGUCUAUCCUUUGCGUCAUCCACGAUUAGACAAAAUCUAUUUCCUCUCUAUGUCAUACAGGCGAUGUCGGUAUCACUGCAGGGGUUUCUGAACAGUAUUGUGUAUGCGUGGAGACGACGCAAUUUCAGAGACGCUGUGCUUGGAGAGCGUAUGCCGCUCAUGGCCUAUUCACAAAAAGCUUUCUUUGAUCAAUCAUUAAAUGAUCCAUUAGGACAUUAAACUAUAAGAUGACCUGCAUGUGUGUGUGAUGUGAGAAUUUAGAUGUGCUUUAAAUGUUUUUUAUUUAUUUUUUAAACCUGCAAGAAGUGUUAUAUGUUACUGUCUGUAAACUAUACUUGAAAUGCAUUAAAUAAUAGUGAAAUUUGAACAAUAAUUAAGAUAUCAUUACCUGAUUAUAUCAUUAGUUGUUUAUUCACAUACUUUCAAGACUGAUAUUAUAUGGAAACAUUGUAUUUCUUACAUACCUGCAGUUUUGUUUAAUAAAUCAGUCGGUGUAAUAUUUCAUCAUGUGACAUGCUUGUUCUUGCGGUUUCAUUGCUUUAACCGACAAUGACUAUGCAAGUAGUCACAGGUCUGUUAGUAAUGUUUUUAAUAGUCAAUGAUUCUGUGCGAUCCCAUAAAGUUUGGUAGCACAGCACAAUGUGCACUAAAAAUUAUGGCUGCAGGUCACAGAGGGUGCACUGUUUAUUGUGUUAACCGAAACAAUUGAUUAAAUGUGCUUUUUUUCCAAACGUUUUUUCUGUGUAUAAUUUGAUAAAAAUAAAAUUAAACAAAACA